Phytophthora nicotianae INRA-310 is the source of this 2371-nucleotide messenger RNA. RefSeq lists its product as hypothetical. The coding region runs from base 122 to 1843 and encodes 573 amino acids. The transcript has a single exon. The record is from RefSeq and is a predicted model, not a curated record. NCBI's taxonomy places the organism in Eukaryota, Oomycota, Peronosporomycetes, Peronosporales, Peronosporaceae.
CAACGGCUUGAGCAUUGAAGACACCCAGCUUCCCAUACCUUCGCACACGCGACGCUCGCUCACUCUGCAUUGGCAAGUAGACUAAGAAAAGCACCGGAACCUCGACGUCGGCUGAGACUCAAUGGCCUGUACAAGUCCCAACCAGUGGACACUACCGUCGCCCACCACGAGCAGCAGUCGCAGCAGUCUGCAUCUGGUCAGCGACGACGUCGCACACGAGGAACAGGAGACCGACGACCACGAAAUGCUUGACCACGUUCGCCAGCUCAUCGUCGACUUGCUCGUAGACGACAGCCACAACUCUGUUGUCGAAGGCGUCAGAGGUACGAAGCAUCGCAGUAACAAUCCAGAGGACGAAGGUUCUGCGAGAGAGCGACUGCUCGAAGAGAAGCUCUCGCGCGUAUUAAUGGAGCUCGCUGGCGAGCAAGACAACUUGCGCUUAGCUGCUAAUGCCGGCAAUGCACUGCUCGAAGAGCUACGAACUGCACGCGAAGAGAUCGACUCCUUAAAUGACGAGCUGGAAGCUGUACAAGGCGACCGGGAUCGCUGCGUGAAAGACGCACAGCGUCUACGUGACCAAAACGCAGCACUCGAAACUGCGUUGCAGCGCUACGACCCGUACGGUGCCGCCUCUAACCACACACAGCUUCAGAGACGACCCUCACUUCCCUCACGCUCCGGCAGCUUCUGUCGUGCAGACUCGUGCGAGCGCUGUGCUUCACGUGAGGUCGAGAUGACGCAACUGGAACAGCGCGCUGACGAGCUCAGACGCCGCUGUUUAGAGCUGGAACUCGCGAGCGAGCGUGAACAACAGCGACAGCGAGAGAUGACAGAGCAGAUCGAGCAAUUACAUCAACGUAACAACGAGCACCUCGUUGAAACUACACGUGCUCAACAGGAUCUAGAGUCCGUAGCGAUACAGCUAGAACAACAAUCCCAAGAGGUAGAACGAGUACAAGCUGUACGAGACUCAUUGCGCCGCACUACGAGGCGUCUGGAAGCAGAGAAUGAAGAGCUUCGGGAGCGUCUAGCGGCACGUGAAGAGCUUGUAACUAAGCUAGAAAACAGUAAAGCACGAGCGGCUACACAACUACAAGUUGCGGAGAACCGCACAGCGAGUGCACAGGCCGAGACACAGCGCGUCACUGAAGCAUUGGAACAAUUACAGAAGCAACUGGAGAGAACACGAGGAAGUAGCGCUGGCCCGGUGGAAAAUGUUAAACAAACGGAAGACAUGGAGCAGCUAUUAGAAGACGCCUCACGUGAAGUUACUGCUCUUCGACUGGAGAACAGGAUCCUACGUCGUCAGAGUUCAGUAGAGACUGACAAGACGCGCGCAAGACGACGCAAGACUAUGUGUACGGGCACAUCUGCCACGACUGCAGCGGAUGUACUGGCACUUGAUAGGAGUUCUAGUAACAAAAGCGACAGCGGGAGUGAGAUCGAAUCCACGACGGUGCGUUCUCCAUUGCCACCGCUUGAGAUCGAAGGCUUGAGUGCGAAGACAGAGACUAAGGAGAAAAGGCGGCGGAAAAUGUCGUUGGAGUUGGAUUGGGUCGAUAAACAUGCUACGUCCAGUGUCGCGACAGUGGAAGAGAAGCCCAGGGCGCGUCCUACAGCGCUGUCGCGUCUGAGUCAUGUGAACGACCACUGUGUGAUUAGCGGGGCGAUUGAAGUCAAUAGCCCCGACGUAAUCGACGACAAACCCAUACCUCGUCUACCGAUCGAUGAACUCCGAAGAGAAGCUGCCGAGUCGCCUCCAAAGUCGCCACUGUACUUGGGUUUAUCGUUCAUCGCGUGUGCUACUGCGGCGACUGCAGCUGGGCUUCUAGUUCGACGGUAAGAGAUGAUAACACGUACAUCUUGGUCAUAUUUCGAGGCUAUUGUCGACGACGCUUGCCAUUGCCACGUCCUCGACUGGAGCUGGGACGUCCUGUGCCUCGUCCACUGUGAUGUACACUCACGCUUCCACGACUCAGACUAGCACUACUUGGACGACGUCGAUCAGUAGGACCCACCCUGGGGCGCUGUUCACGAGGGCUUAGUCUUGGCGCUACCAUCUGCACCUUCCGACCAGGAAGUACAGCAGGUCUCCUAUCCGGGCGACUACCGAUAGCUCGUCGCUUUAUCGCUUGCUUUCUGGCAAUUAAUGAGUGUUCGUAGUCAUCACUGUCGUCUUCAUAGCUGUAGUCAUCGUACUCUUGAUAGUCGGAAUCAUACUCCUCUUGAUGUCUACGAGGCUGUCGACGUACGAUUGGCCUCUUAGGAAUACGAGAGUAGGGUACGUCGUACGGUACUCGCUCUUCAUGAUAUUCGUCAUGGUCGUAGUCUUCAUGGUCAUAGUCGUGAUAUUCUUCAACGUACUCGCGUG